Molecule: messenger RNA, 669 nt
Organism: Cryptomeria japonica (Japanese cedar)
Lineage: Eukaryota; Viridiplantae; Streptophyta; Pinopsida; Cupressales; Cupressaceae
Product: dehydrodolichyl diphosphate synthase 6-like
Exons: 1
Coding region: 82-654 (190 amino acids)
Biological process (GO): polyprenol biosynthetic process
Cellular component (GO): endoplasmic reticulum
Source: RefSeq, a predicted model, not a curated record
UGGAAAUCGCAGGCAAAGGAUUUCCUUGGAGGUGGUUGUCUUCAUUUUGGCUUUGGCUGUUGAGUGGAAUACGAAAAAAUAAUGUCAUGGAUAAUAAUGGGCGGUCCUAUACCCAUUCACAUUGCAAUAAUAAUGGACGGCAAUCGCAGAUUCGCGCAGAAACAGCACAUGGCAAAGAAAAGUGGCCAUGAAUUCGGAGCAGAAAGCUUAAUGCAAAGCCUUAAACAUUGUUAUGAAUUUGGCAUCAAAUAUGUGACAAUCUACGCCUUCAGCAUCCAGAAUUUCAGGCGCUCGCCAGAGGAAGUGGAAGCGCUCAAGGAAUUGAUGCAUCAAAAGCUCCAAGCCCUCCUAGAGAAGGAAAGCCUAGUAAACCAGCUCGGCAUCCGGGUUUGGCUGCUUGGAAAACUAGAUCUUCUGCCCCCCAGCCUCCACCAAACCGUCGAAAAAGUCAUGGCACGCACCAUGACCAAUAACAGAGCAAUUUUGAAUGUAUGCAUUGCAUAUACCUCUACAAAGGAAAUAAUGCAAGCCGUUGCAGGAGCCGGCCGGAGGUUUGAAAUGGGCGUUUCAAUAGAUGAUAUUGAGAGGCAUUUGUUUAGGGCAGUUUUGGAUUACCAAAGGGCCUACCCUAAUCUCAGGCAUUUGGAUUUUUGACUAUUGGGUUCCUCA